Molecule: messenger RNA, 1256 nt
Organism: Prinia subflava (tawny-flanked prinia)
Lineage: Eukaryota; Metazoa; Chordata; Aves; Passeriformes; Cisticolidae
Gene: ENDOU
Product: endonuclease, poly(U) specific
Exons: 9
Coding region: 1-1170 (389 amino acids)
Molecular function (GO): RNA endonuclease activity
Source: RefSeq, a predicted model, not a curated record
AUGUCGCUGUCAUCGCCUGGAAGUCCCCGGACAGGACGUGCCGCAUCAGGGUUUGCCCCGGGGCCACGUUUCACCCGCCGAGCCCGGGCUGGGCGAGCCGCGGUGCCGCAGAUGCCGAUGCCAGGAGAUUGCGGCUCCGCCACGGAGGACCUGUACACGGCCCCCGACUCGUGCCAGGGGCGCUGCGGGGAGCCCUUCAGCGAGGAGGACGAGUGUCACUGUCACCGCGAGUGCCAGGCACAGCACAACUGCUGCCAGGACCACGACAGGCACUGCGGGCCCGGAGGGGAAGGGGCCGAGGAUGGAGCUCGAACCCGCGACGGGUUCUCCAGCAGCCGCGGCUCCAUCACGGACCAGGAGCUGCUGCAGCUCUCGGAGCGGCUCCACAGCCUGGACCACAACAAAGCCCGGCCCGGCGACAUCGCCCUCAACCCGCAGCACCUGGCGGACCCUGGGGACACCGGGGACAAGCAGGACCGGUCCCCGCAGCCGCUCUACAAAUUCGUGAACGAGGAGCUCUUCUCCAAGCCCACCUACGCCAGCUUCAUUAAGCUGCUGGAUAAUUACCAGCGGGCCACGGGCAGCGAGGAGGAGGUGACGGCCGAGGAGCUGCGCGAGCAGGAGCGGUUCCUGCAGGAGGUGAUGAAAACCGAGCUCAUGAAGGAACUUUUCAUUUUCCUGCAGGGGAAAGGGCGCUUCGGCUCCGAGCACGAGUUCGUGCAGGAGCUCCGGGAGAUUUGGUUCGGCCUCUACUCCCGCGGGGCCGGGGAGCGCGAUUCCAGCGGCUUCGAGCACGUGUUCUCCGGAGAGGUGAAGAAGGGAAAAGUGUCCGGGUUCCACAACUGGAUCCGCUUCUACCUCCUGGAGAAGCAGGGGGAGGUGAACUACCUCAGCCACAGCUUCGACGGCCCGUGGGACACCUACCCCGACGUGCUGGGGCUCCAGUUCAGCUGGGACGGGUUCCACAAGGAGGUGGGCUCGGCCUUCAUCGGCUCCAGCCCCGAGUUCGAGUUCGGCCUCUACUCCCUCUGCUUCCUGGCACGGCCUGGCCGGGCAUGCCACCUGAGCCUGGGCGGGCACCGCCUCAGCGUCCAGACCUACCCCUGGACCAAGGCCACCUCCAGCAGCGGCCGCAGCUUCAUCGCCACCGCCUACGUGAUGUCACCCUGAGGGGGGGACACGGCUGGGGGGCGACCACCGCCCGCCCGGGGCCGCCCCCGCGCUGAGGGGGCACAGGACAGGAGCCGGGGCUCCGA